AUGCUGCCUGAUGAACAAGACCGCCAAUCGGUCAUCUCAUCGGCACGGCGCUCUAACUUGCAAGACUCAACUCCUGGACGCAGAUCACACCCCAUUCAUCCGUUGCUCUCAGACACUUCUUUUGGGAUAAAUCUUAAUUUUGAAACAGAAGGAGAUCCACUCGAUACUUCGUUUAGUGUAGAAGAACCAGGACAUUCCGCGAAUUUGAACAACUCGUCUAAUCAAUUACGUGGAGCGAAGACCACCUCCAAACGCACUACGACGGAACACGGAGCAGCUUCAAACCAUCGCGUCUUAGCAGCAGCGGCGGUUUCAAAUGAUCCUUCGUCAAGUGUUAAAGAACAAAGGCAGUCAACUGAUGUGAAACCUAGGUAUCAUCAAACGCGUAAAGAGGAGACCGCGACCAAACACGCAUCAAAGGAUACUGAUAACAAAAUCAGGGUCUCUGGUCAAACACCGACUGAAAUAAUCUCUCAUGCUGCCGAUCCAAGUCUUUGCAACGGACUUCAGUCGCUAGGAGGGCAUCAUAAUUAUGCGCCCAGAUCUGCCCAAAAACGAACGUCUAUAAAUAGUUCUUUAAAACUUGCUAACGGUAAUGAGAGCCAGUCGUUCCUUUCAUUGCCAAGCGACACAGGAACAUGCCGGAAGAAUCCAGUAAACAAGAGUUUGUUGAAAGAGAAAAGAAGACUCGAGGCUGAAAACCAAUCUUUGAAGGAGGAAAUAACGUGCAAGCAAUGCCAUGAACACGAAAUUGAAAUGGUGUUUCUACCGUGUGGGCAUGUGCUAACUUGUGAAUCAUGUGGUACGAAAGCGCGCACAUGUUUUUCCUGCAAAGGAGUUAUCAAGGGUAUUGCGAAAUUUUAUUCAGCGUAGACCCCGGUAUAAUAUGUAAAGUGUAUUAACAUAUAAAAAGAAAAGUCGUAUUUUAAGACAAAUAAGGUAAACUGAGAAACAAUAUAACAAAUUAAAUCAGUGGUCAUGAUGUAUUUUUGUCAUUACCCUUACAAAAGACGUCCUUCUUAGCAUAACAUUGCAACAACUGGACAUAAUAAAUAGUUUGUACACAUUAUAUCAUUGUACAAAACUUUUUAUAUGAACAUGGGAAUGAAGAUUAUGCGGAAGUUAUUUAAUAUAAAUUGUGUCCGGUAGAUAGUUUUAGAAGCUUUUCUU
This is a messenger RNA of Dreissena polymorpha, 1170 nucleotides long. RefSeq lists its product as uncharacterized. The transcript is spliced from 3 exons. The record is from RefSeq and is a predicted model, not a curated record. Lineage: Eukaryota; Metazoa; Mollusca; Bivalvia; Myida; Dreissenidae. Bases 1 to 873 code for a protein of 290 amino acids.